AUGGAAGGGUCUCCGCGACCUGAGAACAAGCGCUCUCCGGCCUCCGACUCCAGCGCUGCAUCUGCCUCCGGGUCCAGCACCGGGGGUGUGCCGGAACGGGUGGGAAAGGAGGACGUCAUGAUCACUUUGUCGCUCUCCGCCGAACCACCGGCACCUCCUCGGACUGGAUCUCCUUUGACCCGGUCGCAUCUACGCUCGCGGUCACUGGUGGGAAUCCCCGGCAUGCCAUCGAUGACCCGCGCCUACUCGUCCCCAGGGCUGGACUCUCGGGGACGAUAUAUCUUCGUCAACGGCCGCGGGAUGCCCGCGCAUCCUCCCGUUGAUGGCGCGAAACGGCCCAUGCCCUUGCAGAUGCGCGCGGACGAUCACAUCGAGACCCGUUUGGGGUCGCUCAAUAUCUCCGAGACCAUCUCGGAGAAUGCAGAGCUCGACACCACCCCCAGAUCGCCUUCUUCGCAUCGCAGCUCUUCUCCUGUCUUAACGGCACAUGGGUUUCCCCGCAUCGGUCGGAUGCGCUCGACGUCGCCCCUCCAUAUCCAACCCUCCGUGAGCAGUCCACCUUCGGUUCAUACCUCCCCCAUGCUCGGCGGCAAGUACAACGAGUCCUAUCCGAUUCACUCGUCUUCGUCUACAUCUUCGGUCCCGUCGACUCCGACCAGUCUGCGCUCGCGCAGCCCCAGCAUUUCCUCUCUGGAAACUAUUCCCGACAUCCCUGACGCGGAAGCAGAGGCUCUCGAGGACGAGGAUCGCAUGGCGGAGCUGAAAGCUGCCGCUGAUGCUGCGGAUGCUGCAAGCAGCUCCAAUCGACGGCAUGGUACAUCCGAUACAUCGACUCCGUCCAGUUCUUUCAGCACGGUUCGUGGCGGUUCCAGCGUGUACACUCCGCGCAGCGACAAGCGCAAACGAUGGAGUGUUUGCGGUGCCGAACGUCGCCAGGACCUGGACCUGGAGACUAUCUGGGAAGACUGA
Messenger RNA from Penicillium argentinense, 969 nucleotides. RefSeq lists its product as uncharacterized. The coding region runs from base 1 to 969 and encodes 322 amino acids. The transcript has a single exon. NCBI's taxonomy places the organism in Eukaryota, Fungi, Ascomycota, Eurotiomycetes, Eurotiales, Aspergillaceae. The record is from RefSeq and is a predicted model, not a curated record.